Molecule: messenger RNA, 2995 nt
Organism: Parastagonospora nodorum SN15
Lineage: Eukaryota; Fungi; Ascomycota; Dothideomycetes; Pleosporales; Phaeosphaeriaceae
Exons: 3
Coding region: 87-2744 (885 amino acids)
Biological process (GO): L-arginine biosynthetic process
Cellular component (GO): cytoplasm; mitochondrion; mitochondrial matrix
Molecular function (GO): N-acetyl-gamma-glutamyl-phosphate reductase (NADP+) activity; NAD binding; L-glutamate N-acetyltransferase activity, acting on acetyl-CoA as donor
Source: RefSeq, a predicted model, not a curated record
CUCACCAAGUCCCCAAUCCAACCCAAUUUGACGGCUGCAUCCCCUCGAGCAGCAAUUGCAAGUGCCCCGCCGGCGAGAGUUCCACCAUGCAGAGCGUCGUACGCGCUGGUGCUCGUGUGGCAGCACGCUCGUCCCGCCAGAUCCUCGCGGCGUCCCCCACCGCGCGAUCCCUUCCCCGAGCCCUCGUGGGCAGCGCGGUGCCCAGCCGUCUAUAUGCGUCGUCCAGCGAUGGCAAGAAGUCGUCCAUAUACGCUGCCUUCCUCAACCUCCUGGCCAGUGCCAGCUCGCGCAGAGAGGUCGACCAGUACCUCGGCCAGUUCCGCUCCGUGUCACCGCACCAAUUCGCCGUCGUGAAGGUUGGAGGCGCAAUCCUUACUGACCAUCUGCAAGAGCUAUGCUUCGCCCUGCAGCAGCUCCACGCGAUCGGCCUGUACCCCAUCAUUGUUCACGGCGCCGGCCCCCAGAUGAACCAGCUACUCCUGGACUCUGGCGUGGAGCCCGACUUCAUUGAUGGCAUCCGGGUUACAGACAAGAAGACGCUGGGCAUUGCUCGCAAGCUGUUUCUCGAAGCAAACAUGGAUCUGGUCAUGACGUUGAAGAGGGACUGGGGUGUGCCUGCCCGCCCCAUUACUGCCGGCGCGCUGCAGGCCGACUACCUGGACAAGGAGAAGUGGAAGUACGUGGGCAAGAUCAACAAGAUCAAUCCCAGGCCCAUCAUGGAUGCGCUCGAAAACAACGAACUGCCCAUUCUGUGCUCCAUGGCCGAGACCGAGGACGUAGUUGCGGCAGCUUUGGCUCGUGAAUUCGAGCCGCUGAAGGUCAUUUACCUGUCCGAAAAGGGUGGGCUGUUCAACGCCGAGACUGGCAAGCUGAUCUCGCACAUCAACUUGGAGGGCGAGUACGACACAUACAUGAACCAGGCUUGGGUGAGAUACGGCACCAAGCUCAAGAUUGUAGAAGCAAAGAACCUGCUCGAUGGCCUGCCACGAACAUCGAGCGUCGCCAUCACCCACCCCUCAAACCUCGGAAAGGAGCUGUUCACGCACACUGGAGGUGGUACAUUGAUUCGCAAUGGCGGCAGCGUCAAAGAGGUCUCCAAGUUUGAGGAGCUGGACAUCAAGGCCCUGUCGGAAGCGCUUGCCAAAGAACGAGGAGGCGCCGAAGCUUCUGAUGCCGUCAACAAAUACCUCGACAACCUCAAGAGCCGUUCGUUCGAGGUCUUCUCUGACGACUCCAUGGGCGUCGUAGCUGUUGUGUACCCGUCAGCUCAGGAUGGCGAGUUUGCUCAGCUUUCAACCUUCUCUACCACCAAGGAAGCGUUCCGAACCAACGUGACCGACCUGGUCUUCGAGCGCAUCAAGCAGAAAUACCCAAAGCUCUAUUGGGUCGUGGAUAGCCAGGAGCAGAACCUGGUCAAGUGGCACUUGGAAAAGACUGACGGCUUCCUCCGACGCGACCAAGAAAUCUUCUGCUGGUGGGGAACUGCAGAGUCGAAGGAAAUCUUCUCGUUGCUUGAGGACUACUCAAAGCAGGGGCGUGGAAUGCUAAAGGACAGCUUAGACCAUCAAUUCAGGAGGGCAGCCGACUUUGUCGCCAGUCUGAAACAGGGCCAGCAGGUCCGGACUUACUCGACGGCAACAGCCCCGCGACCUAUGGGACGUUCAUCAAGGCCAACUGCGAGGCAGAUUUACAGUCCUGCCGCAAGCCGGGGCUUCGCAACUACCGUCCCCAGAUCAGAAGAGACCACUAACCCCAAUCCUCCAUAUGGCAUCAAGUUCAAGAGCAGAGACUGGCCGGCAAAGGUGGCCUUGAUCGGUGCCCGAGGUUACACUGGACAGGCUCUCAUCGAGCUCCUCAACAAGCACCCGAACAUGGAUUUACGCCAUGUCUCUUCGCGUGAGCUCAAAGGCAAGAAGCUUGAAGGAUACACCAAGCGCAACAUUGUCUACGAGAACCUUUCGCCAGAGGACGUCAAGCGCAUGGCUGAGAAAGGCGAAGUUGAUUGCUGGGUUAUGGCUCUGCCCAACGGUGUAUGCAAGCCUUUUGUUGACGCGAUUAAUGAGUCCGGAAAAUCUGAUGCUGUCAUCGUCGAUCUGAGCGCUGAUUACCGAUUUGAUGACACUUGGACAUAUGGUCUGCCCGAGACAGUCGACCGCCGGAAGCUUGCUGAUGCCAAGAGAAUAGCAAAUCCUGGAUGCUACGCCACCGCCGCACAGCUUGGUAUUGCGCCUCUGCUUGAGUUCAUCGGUGGCCAGCCCACGGUAUUCGGUGUUUCUGGUUACUCGGGGGCUGGCACCAAGCCCAGUCCUAAGAAUGACGUCAAACACCUCGAGAACAACCUUAUCCCGUACAGCUUGACGGACCAUAUUCACGAGAAGGAAAUUUCAAGGCAACUGGGUACCGAGGUGGCCUUCAUCCCUCAUGUAGCGGUCUGGUUCCAAGGAAUUCACCACACCAUUUCUAUUCCACUCAACCGCACAAUGACAUCCCGAGACAUUCGCAAUCUCUACCAGGAUCGCUAUGCAGGUGAAAAGCUCGUCAAAGUUGUUGGCGAGUCACCUCUGGUGAAGAACAUCUCGGGCAAGCACGGUGUCGAAAUUGGUGGAUUUGCCGUUCACAGCUCUGGGAAGCGUGUUGUUGUUAACGCGACAAUCGACAAUCUGCUCAAGGGUGCUGCGACGCAAUGUUUGCAGAACAUGAAUCUAGCCCUCGGAUACGGGGAAUAUGAGGGUAUCCCUUACUGAGCAAACUAGGACAGAGCGAUGUGGAACAUUUCCAAGUGCAAAAAUUAUUGUGUCGGGCUAGCGUUUUUGAAUGUAUAUAUCAUAUCCCAUGUCUUUUAGUAGACAACCGAGUGAGAAUUGCGUUGGUUUCUGAUUUGCAUCAGUAUAAGUGGACGUAGGUAGGGCACUUGACGGAGCUAAUUACUGGAGUAUGCCCCUUAGUUCCUCAAAUAUCGAGCGAUAGGACAGAGUGUGUCACUUUGACCAUGAUC